CCUGCAAACCGCUGUACGUCAAUCCGUAUCUACACGUCUGUCUGUCUGUCUGUCUCUCUGUCUGCCUGCCGACACGAAAAAACACUCGAUGUCAUGUCAACAAACAUCCCUGCACACAGCGAGCGAGCGAAGGGCAUGGCAUCCGGCAGGCCCCUCGCCAAUCAAUGCAUAACCGAUUCCCUCUCACGCCCCCUUCCCCAGCCCCGCCAUGUAUGUCAUUCCUUCUUGACGGGGCGCGUCAUGGCCAGCAGCUGCUCCACGUCCAUCAGAUUGCCACGGGGGUCGUUGGCAGAACUGCAGUCAUCACAUACACACAUACGUCACCGCCACACACACACACACACAUGGACACACAUAACAUGCAGUCGGCCAAAAGAGCUCUCACUGGUGUUGAGUUGACCUGGUGGCGGGUUUCUUGCCGGGAGGCUGCAGGCCGCCCAGCCCCUCGGGCGCCUCCCUCUUGACACCAGCCGUCGGGUUGGUCGAUAUCUCGAUCUUGAAGCCCCCAACACCACCACCCGGCCGUGACGCCAUCAUCCCUACCCCGCUCAUCUCACCCUUCGGCCGCACCGCCAUCACAGCCGCCCUCGGCCCGUCCUCCACCUCGUCAGGCUUGGGCACCGUCAGCCAGGGAAUCGCCUUGGACGUCUUUUUCUGCCCCGAGGGAUCCCCGGUGUCCUUGGAUAUCUUGAGGAUGGAGGCGUCGGCGAGCGAUGCCGCCUGGGUGAUCUUGUUGGCGUCGCUGUCCGCCCCCUGCGGCUGUUUCUCCUUGACGGGAAGGGGGAAGUGGAUCAUCUGCAUGUGCUGGAUGCGGUUCAUGACGUCCAUCAGGGUCGCCAGCUGACGGCGGGCGCGGGUCUCACGCUCUGUCGUCAAGGCACGCAAUGCCACGCUGUCCUGCAGGAAGGAACGACACACGUGUGUGUGUGUGUGUGUGUGUGUAUGUAUCUUGUUCCCUCGACCACUCUCUCAGUCACUGACCCCAGCCUUGAGCUUCUCCAUGCACUUUUCGCAUAGGAAGUGUCCGUCGUCAGGGUGCCGCGGGAAGAGCUGCACCUUUAGGGAGGUGUACUUCUCACCACACCGGGGGCACACGAACUCGUCCAUCGAAAAGGCGUCGGACACUGCCUGCAUUGCAACCCAUCCACACACACAGACACACACACACGCGCACCGCCGUGAAAAGACACAUCCACGUAUGUGUGUGUAUGUGUGUGUGUGUGUGUAGUGCGAAGGUCACACACGUGACCUUGUGUGGAGGUGGGGUGACUGACCUGUUUGAGGUUUCUGUCGAGUUCGUCCAGGCGCCACUUGACCGAGUGGACCACAUUCGGGUGAAUGCGCCAGUACGCCGGGGAGCCCUUGGCGCGCUCCCAGGGCUUCUCGCACUCGAGGAUCAUCUCCUGCUCAAGGUGAACCAACGCUUCACGCAGCUGACGACGCCCGAGACACACACACACACACACACACAGAGAGAGAGAGAGAGAGACAGGUCCACCAUGUCUGUCUGCAUCUCCCUCCCUCCUCCGCUCGUGUGUUACCUGUUUGUCGUAGAGAUCCAGCCUGUCCUUGAUCUCCUUCUCCAGCACCGCCCUCUCCUCUCGCGCCAGGAAGCUGCACACAACGAAGUGGAUGUCGUCAUAAAAGGUCGCCGUCACCAGCUUGAUGAACCGCCGGAACAAGUCGCGGUUGAACGGGAUGGCCCUGGACGCUGUGCUAGAGGGGGAGCGAGAGGCAGAGGGCGCACCGGCCUUCUUGCUGCGGCCUGCCGCGCCUGCUGCUGCAGCAGCGGCGGAGGACGCGCCUGCCGGGGCGUCUUUCGGCAUCUCUGAUCUGUGUGGUCAGCAGAAGAUGCUGGCGGCAAGCAGUGACGGAUUCCUCUGCGUUGGUGAGUGAUUUGUGUUUCAUAGGGACAGAACAG
Molecule: messenger RNA, 1921 nt
Organism: Vitrella brassicaformis
Lineage: Eukaryota; Vitrellaceae
Source: the annotation of a GenBank genome assembly